Molecule: messenger RNA, 705 nt
Organism: Megalobrama amblycephala (Wuchang bream)
Lineage: Eukaryota; Metazoa; Chordata; Actinopteri; Cypriniformes; Xenocyprididae
Product: GTPase IMAP family member 9-like
Exons: 2
Coding region: 1-705 (234 amino acids)
Molecular function (GO): GTP binding
Source: RefSeq, a predicted model, not a curated record
AUGAAGGAGAUCGCUGGAGCAGCAUCAAAAGGAGUAAGGCUGACCAGACUGAUUCCAGUCAUCAGAAACAGUGCUCAUGAUGAACCAGAAACUCCUGAUGACAAUCUCUCAUCCAGAAGGAUCGUUCUUCUGGGUGUAACUGGUGUUGGGAAAAGUGCAACUGGAAACACAAUACUGAGAGAGAAAGAGUUCAGAUCUGAGAUGACAACGAAUGCAGUAACCUGUGAAUGUUUAGAGAAACAUGCCACUGUUUCAGGCAGAUCUGUGUCAGUAGUUGAUACUCCUCCAUUCUUUGACACACAUAUGAAGCCAGAGGAGAUAAUGACAGAGAUAGCAAGAUGUGUGUAUUUAUCCAGUCCUGGACCUCAUGCUUUUCUCAUUGUUCUCAGAGCAGAUGACAGAUUCACUGAGCAUGAGAUGCAGAUUUCUCAGAAGAUUGAGAUGUUGUUUGGUCCGGAGGUGUUAAAAUACUCCAUCAUUCUCUUCACUCAUGGAGAACAGUUAGGAAGAUCAAUAGAGAGAAUCAUUAUGAUGUAUCCUGCAUUAAGUCAUCUAGUUGAUCAGUGUGGAGGCAGAUAUCAUGUCUUCAACAAUAGAGAUUACAAUAACAGAGAGCAGGUGAAUGAUAUACUGCAGAAGAUUGACACAAUGAUAGAACAGAAUGGAGGAGGCACUAUAGUAAUCAGAUCUUCGAAGAUGCUUUGA